This is a messenger RNA of Dromaius novaehollandiae (emu), 1960 nucleotides long. It is a transcript of the gene SFR1, whose product is annotated as SWI5 dependent homologous recombination repair protein 1. Gene Ontology annotation, biological process: double-strand break repair via homologous recombination; positive regulation of DNA-templated transcription. The record is from RefSeq and is a predicted model, not a curated record. The transcript has 5 exons. Bases 375 to 1118 code for a protein of 247 amino acids. Gene Ontology annotation, cellular component: Swi5-Sfr1 complex. Lineage: Eukaryota; Metazoa; Chordata; Aves; Casuariiformes; Dromaiidae.
GGUGCGGCGCCGCCCGCCGCUCUGCAGCCUGUGAGCAGCCUCUGGCGUGGGCUGCUGUGCGGGCUGCGCCCCGCUUCCGCGCUGUCUCUGGGCCCUCCUCGGUGUCAGGGGGGGUGUGUCGCCUCAGCAGGAGCUCCUGGAGUCUGUGACCCUGCCUGUGGGCUGCCCAGCCGCCUUACUGCCUCCCCGGGGGGUGGAAAACUGGGUAGACAGGACUGUUACUGAGCGUUACUGCAGCCCUCUGUUAUCGGAGAAGAUAAAUGAAGUGAAUGUUGUUAUGCAGUGUAGCCCUAAGCAGGAAAACUGAGGCACCUACCUUCGGGGAACUGUCCAAAGCCCUAAAUAAUUGUGGGGAGUGUUGACUUGCAAGAUAAAUGGGGACUCAUGCCCUUGUUACAGAGCCAGGAAGACCUGAGUUGCCAGAAAUUGCUUUUCAUCUGAAGAUGGAAGAACCAGGGUUUGAUAAAUUGGCAUCUCUGUGCAAUACUCCAAAGGAUUCUGGGACAGCAGCUCCACAGAGCACUAGUUCAGGGAGACAGCCAAUGAGUGCAGCUCUGAGGGAAAGAUUAAGGAAAACAAGACGUUCAUUUAAUGCUAGUUUUGCAGUGGCAAAGCGGCUCAAAAUAGACACUGAAGAAAAAGACUGUGCUGCUUCUGAUGAAGCUUCUCUAUCAAAGAAGAAUACAGAUUUUUCCAGAGUACAAGAUAGUCCUGAAAGCCUGGAAAGAAACUGCUCUAGACAUGAGUGUUUCGGAAGUUCUCUACAGAAAAACUCUCCCUGUGGAUCAACAGAGCAUUCUUGUGUGCUGGGGACUAAUCUUAGUCACCAACAGUCCCUGGAAGAGAAAGUACGCCUGGUGAAACAAGUGCAAGAGAAAGAAGAUCUACUUCGAAGGCUCAAACUGGUCAAGAUGUACAGAUCUAAGAAUAACCUGUCUGAACUGCAGGCUUUGAUAGUGAAAUGGAGAAGUAGUACCCAGCUGAUGCUAUGUGAGCUACAGUCAGCCUUUUCUGCAGAUGGCAAGAAAGUCAGUCUCACUCAGCUGAUAGAUAAUUUUGGAUUAGAAGACAAGUUAUUGCACUACAGCAGAACAGAAGAAGACUUUGUAGAUACAUAAUCUACAAGUGCAAAACUUUCAAUUACAAAUGUGCAUAAUUGGAGAAGACUGAAUAUAAACCUUGUGUAAGAAGUGUUAUUCUGACUAGCAGACCUCAUGCUUUGGGAGAUUUUUCUCAUGAGGUAUUUGUAAAGCUAUAUACAUAGGUAUGGUAGGCACUGUAAAAGGCAUUAUUUUGUGGAAAAGAUUUAUCUCAUAUUGACUGUUUUGCAGAACCUGGCUUGAACUUGAUCAGUGAAUAGUUUAAAAAAAAAUCAAGUUAUAUUUUAAUGGGUAGUCUUUGAUUGUCCUUGCAUAUUUACUUGUCUUGAAAUAAUGAGCUCAAGCUUACUGUCAUUUCUGUUGAAAUUCAUGUGGGGAAGUGUUCAGUUCUUUGUUCAUAGACAUAUCCCCAUUUUACAAAUUUUUUGCUGCUGCCAGUCAGUUAAUUGUGCAUUUUGUGAGUUAAGUAGAGAUAAAUCAGUUGCAUAUAGUUAAUGUUCUGAAGCUGCAAUGAGUUGUUCUCCAUAGCUUUAACUAUUAGUGAGGGAAAUGUGCCCUAAUGCAGUCAUUUCUAGACACUGGUCUGGACGGUUGUAUUUUGGGAAACUAUGCCUCUGAAGCAUUCUGCCACAGUCUGAAAUAAUGGGAGUGAAGAAAAUUGCAGCCAACAUGUCUACUCUGCUGCUUCAUGUGAGAGCCAAGGCUUUCUCUCUCUUCAAAUAUGUAGGAAAAACAGGCCUCAUCUAAUGGGAGUGCUUCAGCUAUGGUGUCACUUGCCUUUCUGUAAUAAAGCUGAAUAAAGCUUUAGUGUUUCAUUUAUCAUACUCAUUAAAAUGUUUUUUUAAUUUUUUUAAUCUUAA